AUGACAUUUUUAAUCACAUUAGUCUUCGCUACACUUGGUUUUCUCUCACCAGACAAACCUGAUGGUUUACUGACUUGUCUUAUCCUAUGUUAUGUUAUUUUGGGCAUUCCAGCUGGUUAUACUUCAGCUCGUUUAUAUAAAAUGUUUGGCGGUACAAAUUGGAAGAAAAUUGCUCUAACAACAGCUGUUACAUGUCCAAGCUUAAUUUUUCUCAUGUUGUUUUUUUUAAAUCUUCUUCUUUGGGCAAGUGUUAGUUCAGCAACUAUUCCACGUACCACAUGUUCAGCAUUACUUGCUCUUUGGUUCUGCAUAUCAACACCAUGGGUAUUCAUUGGAGCUUAUCUUGGUUUCAAACGUUCAGUUUAUAAAAAUCCUGUUCCAAUUAAUCAAGUUCCACGACAAAUACCUGAACAGCCUUUUUACACUAAACCAUUAUUAAGUAUGUUAACCAGUGGUAUUCUUCCAUUUGGUUGUAUUUUUACUCAACUGUCUUUCAUCUUCAACAGUAUUUGGUAA
This is a messenger RNA of Rotaria sp. Silwood1, 516 nucleotides long. Lineage: Eukaryota; Metazoa; Rotifera; Eurotatoria; Philodinida; Philodinidae. The record is from the annotation of a GenBank genome assembly.